AUGUCGACUUCCGCCAUCAUCCUCGUCUCCUGCAUCGGCCUUACUCUGGUUGUUCACCUCCUCUCCGAGUACGGGCUGAAGUGCGUUGGCCUUGCGCCUCACAAAGUCAAGCUUCCCGGUCCUCGGACGGUGCCAUUCUUCGGUAACUUCUUAGAGCUUCGCAAUGGACAUGCGCGUACUUUCGUCAAGUGGGCACAAAAGUACGGUCCGAUUAUGAGGAUCGUGGUUGGAGACCGCGAGGCUGUAAUCCUGAACACAUAUGGCGCAGUCCAGAAGACUUUGAUUUCGCAAGGUCAAGCUUUUCAAGGUCGCCCUGAGUUCCGCAUGUACCAUGGUCUUUUCGCGAUGGCCGCGGACCACGACGCGCCUCCUACUCUGGGCACGUCGCCUUGGACGGACAAGAUCUCGACUUAUCGCAAGCACCUUGGCCUGCAGACGGCCGGACACAAACUCAACCGCUACAACCAUUUCGUUGCCCGUCGUCUUUUCCGUUUCGUCAACCUUCUUGCGUCAGACUCUCGCAAGGGCCCUCGGGAUCUGGGAUUCCACCUCUGGACGUCUACCAUUGGGCUCAGUGCAGACAUGUGCUUUGGUACUCGGAUUGGCGAGGAGGAGGCCCGUAUGAUAUCCUACGCCGAGAUCGACAUCUUCCGCGAGCCGCGCACGCUCGGUCAACCGCUGCACAUCGCCGUCCCGAUUCUCGACAUGGCGCAGAAGGCGCUCCGUCCCAUACAGGGCCCGCUUCGCACACUGGGUCUCAGCGGCUUCCUCGACAGCGUCGACGCGAGCGAGAGCGCCGCGAAGAAGCUGCGCAUGACGGAGAUUGGCUACGUCGGACGUCUGAAGGAGGAGACCAAGGCGCGUGUGAAGGCGGGCGACACAACACCCAGCCAGCUCGGCGACAUCAUACGCAGUUUUGGCGACUCAUACACCCCUCACGACGAGUACAAAGUCGCCACGUCGCUUGUGGGCUCCGGCAUGGGCACCGGCACUCUCAUCCUGUGGCUUGCCGCCAUGCUCGCUUCGCGUCCGGACAUCCAGGCCAAGGCUCAGGCUGCUAUCGACGCGGAAUACGGCAGCGAGACGCCUGACCCUCUUGACACGGAUCGCGUCGAAUAUAUCCAAGCGCUUGGCCUCGAGGCUGGUCGGUACUUUGCCUCGACGCGCCUCGGCUUUCCUCGGGAAACGACGGAGGAUGUCAUCGUCGAUGGAGUCCUAAUCCCCGCCGGCACCAUCGUCAUGCACAACACCUUUUCCGUGAACCGCGACCCUGCACGUUACGAUCACGUUGACAAGUUCAUUCCCGAGCGCUGGAUUGAUGGCCAUUACGGCCGUGUUGACCAGAAGGGCCCUCGCGUAGGCGUCCCGCAUCUGACAAACGGAGCGGGCAGGAGAUACUGUUUGGGUGUUCCCUGUGAGGACUGCCUUUUGCUAUCAGCAGGGGCGAAUGCUGACCCACCAUUAGACGUGAACAAGAUGCUGUACGGCACAAUCAUCUUGCUCUUGCACUUCUUCAACAUGGAGCGCGCUGCGCUGGAUGAGGAAGGACGCAACGAGGUCUUCCCCGCUUACAGGGCCUCUGCGGAAGCCUCCAACGAGCUUCACCCCAUCACCGACCAGAUUUCAGAGUGCGCCGCGCAGGCACUGCCCAAGGCCGCCGGUAUCCGCCUCACUCCGCGCGAUCCCGAGGCUCUCGCACGCUGGCUGGCAGAUGGUCACCAACUCAUGGACCAAUUUGAGCGCCCUGAUGCGUCAGUCGGCGAGGCAUUCUGA
Messenger RNA from Peniophora sp. CBMAI 1063, 1773 nucleotides. NCBI's taxonomy places the organism in Eukaryota, Fungi, Basidiomycota, Agaricomycetes, Russulales, Peniophoraceae. The record is from the annotation of a GenBank genome assembly.